CUUCUGCUGCAUGAAAACAUUUCUCCGGAGAGUCUCAGGUUCUCCUGUUUAUGUGUCACAUUUCACAUAUUUACCCGCGGAGGACUUCAUUGACUGUCCAGAGGAGAGGCAUAGGCAUCGCGAAAACCAUGGAGAGAAACUAACUUGAAGAGAGCAAGAGUGCGACCUUAGGGGUCUUACAGAAGAGGAUGACGGUGGAUGACAAGUCAGAUGGCUCUGGCUCAUCAGAGGGCUCUGCUGCUAGUAUUGGAGCCAUCGAGAAGACGUAUACCAAGGAGAGCAAUGUUCGCGCUCGGGUUGGCCUCUAUAUCAAAGAUGGCGAGAAGCUCAGAGCAGAUUUCCACAUCCUGUACAGAGCUCUUCCAGACUUGAGGAAGAAGAAAGACCGUCGGAAAUUAAGACGAAAGGCUAAGUCAAAUAAACAUCACAAGGACAAGAAAAAGAAGGGAGAAGUUGCUGGCAGUAGUAACACCUCCAGUGCCCUUAUGCCAGUCCUAGAACUGCCAGGAAACCCGUCAUCCUUCGCAGUUUAUGCUCAUGUGCGUGGAUUGGUGCUGGAGAAUGCAGCCAGGCAAGCACAGAGUGUAUACCUGGCCACAACACAACCUCUACCCUCAGACUCUGACACAGAUGAUGAAGGGGACAAGGGUAGAGACCCUGACAUUCAGAUACCUAAGGUUCCAGUCAUACUAACGCUACUUCAGCGGAGUGUCCAUGCAGUUCUCCUAGGGAAGACAUCAAGACCAGACUGGCUCACCUGUGGAGUUCCUAAAUCAGCACUUAUUGACAAGUUUUCAGUAAAGAUAAUGACAGAUGGUGAAGAGUCCAAAGAAGAGAGCACAAUGACAUGUGAUGGUCACUAUUUAUAUAUACACAAUGGCCAUGGCCUUUUUAAGAUUGGCUCAGGAUUUGGGGGAACCAUGAAAGGACAUGUCUACAUUCACCGUCCAGAUUUCUAUCCAAAGCAGAAGGGAUGGCUAGGCUUUGCACAUGGUGAUGUCUUCUAUCGACCAGAGGCAAGCAACGGAGAGCUGGUUGUUAUUGACCGUGAGGUGCUCAAGGUGUCAGAAGUGUAUCAGUGCUCCUCCCCUGGAUGGUGUCGUGGUUUGCCCUUUAGUGAUGGUAUUAACAUAGGCCACAUUUCACCUGACAGAGAGGAUGGUUUUGUGGUGAGGACGUACAAUCCUUUGGUGAAACCGAUGCCACUUGUCAAUGAGCUGGGGCUGAGUUUGGCAAUUAGGUGUAUUCAGGUUUUUGGUGGUCCAGAACAACAGUCAACAUUGUCAGCAGGUCUGGAUGAGGAUAUACUUAUGGUAGCAGCAGGAAAAGAAUUCACACUAGUUAGAACAGUUGGUGGCAGGGUAUAUUACAGUGGGAAAGCAUCAUCGGUGGGUAUGAAGCAGGGCAGCAGUAGUAGUGCAGCUGCCAGCAGCAGUGGGGCUGGAGGUGCCAUUGUCAGUGCCAGUGGAGUAGCUGGCACAAGUGCAGGUGGAUCAGGUGGUGCAGGAUCAAGUGCUGCUGCAGGUGGAAGUGGCGGAGGUGCAGUGAAUGGCCCUAAUACUCCAAGUGCUCCUACUGGAAGGUGGCCAGAGUUGACCAUUACCAAGUCUCCACGUAUUGUGCAUCUAUCAGUGGGCCAUGAGGGGCAGCACUCUGUGCUUGUGUCAGAUGAGGGCUCGGCCUUCUUUGUUGGAACAGCAAGACGUGGGGAAGAUGGGGAUUCCAGUAAGGGUCGUCGGCAGCCAAAACCAGUCAAACCAAAGAAGAUGAUAAAAUUAGAUGGACAUUUUGUCACCAAUGCAGCUUGUAAUAACGGAACAUCUGCGCUUGUAACGCGUGAUGGGGAGCUCUACAUGUUUGGCAAGGACACUUCACAUUGUGACAGUACUACAGGUCUCGUCACUGAUCUCCGAGAUGUCCAUGUGAGCUCAGUAUCUUUGGGCAAGGCUCAUGCUAUUGCCCUGACAAACAAAGGCCAGAUUUACAGCUUUGGGAUCAAUAAUAAAGGCCAAUGUGGAAGGGAUUUUGUGCCACAGAUUAAGGAAGGAACAGGCAUGUCUAUGUCAGUUGGGCCAGCAGGGGAGGAGGACAUAGAGGAUGAAGAUGGUGCCGAGAGCGAAGAGGGUGGAGAAGGAGGCAUGUGCCCGCCUGGCCGCCACCGAUGGGUGCGUGACCACUGCCUUGUCUGCACAGUCUGCCAUGAGUGCACAGGCUAUGGAGCUGCCUGUGUGUCCAGCGGGAGACCUAACAGAAAUUCAGGACAACCCUGUGGCUGUGGUGCGGGUGACUCUGGCUGUGCUGAGUGCGGAUGCUGUCGGGCUUGUGCUGAUGAGCUUGGGGGUGAUAGUGACCAAGACCCAUUCUCGCUCAUGCAGGGGCAACACUCAGGAUUGUUUGGUUUCCCCGAAGUUGGUAAUUUGGGAGGGAAUAUCUUCGGGAGAGCCUCAGGCCGCUUGCAAGACCAACUCCAGAGGAGACUUGAUGAACGUCGCCAUCGCCCACGUCACCGGCAUUCAAGAUAUGCUCCAACCCCAGUCAGGAAAGGGCCAGGUGUCCAAGCCUCGGCCAGAGAGGGGAACAUGGGCAACCUGGGCCAGUUUGAGGCCAGGCUGCUACGCCUCCUUGCCCCCUCCUCCAACGCUGCCGCCGGGAGUCCAGCCGCGGCAGGCACUGCUAGUCCCGCCCCAGCCCCCGCAGGCCCUGACCCCGCUGCCAUAGCUGCUGCUGCCCUUGACCCUCUUGCUGCCAAUUACAUCCUAGGUUUGUUUUUUGCUGCUUCUACUCUUUUGUUUCACAGUUGGGUACCAUAUACGUAGUUCCCUUCUUUUUUCAUUUU
Penaeus vannamei (Pacific white shrimp) is the source of this 2836-nucleotide messenger RNA. Lineage: Eukaryota; Metazoa; Arthropoda; Malacostraca; Decapoda; Penaeidae. The record is from RefSeq and is a predicted model, not a curated record.